AUGGUCAGCUCCUGUUGUGGCUCUGUCUGCUCUGAGGAAGGCUGUGGCCAAGGCUGUUGCCAGCCCAGCUGCUGCCAGACCACCUGCUGCAGAACCACCUGCUGCCGCCCCAGCUGCUGUGUGUCCAGCUGCUGCAGACCCCACUGCUGCCAGUCUGUGUGCUGCCAGCCCACCUGCUGCCGCCCCAUCUGCUGUCGGCCCAGCUGCUGCAGACCCCAGUGCUGCCAGCCCUCCUGCUGCCGCCCCAGCUGCUGCAUCUCCAGCUGCUGUCAACCCUGUUGUGGUGGGUCCAGCUGCUGUGGCUCCAGCUGUUGUCGUCCCUGCUGCCGCCCCUGCUGCCGCCCCUUUUGCUGUCUGAGACCAGUCUGUGGUCAGGUCGGCUGCCAAACCACUUGCUACCGCCCCACCUGUGUCAUCUCCACCUGCCCCCGCCCCAUGUGCUGUGCUACCCCCUGCUGUUGA
Messenger RNA from Grammomys surdaster, 462 nucleotides. Its product is annotated as keratin-associated protein 4-12-like. The coding region runs from base 1 to 462 and encodes 153 amino acids. Gene Ontology annotation, cellular component: keratin filament. The transcript is spliced from 2 exons. Lineage: Eukaryota; Metazoa; Chordata; Mammalia; Rodentia; Muridae. The record is from RefSeq and is a predicted model, not a curated record.